AUGUCUUCACAAGAACCCGACAUCGACAACUCUCCCCCGGUGGAUGAUUCUCCACAGGAGAAAUCUAUCGAGGAGAAGAACGUCCUGCCUACCACUGUCCACGCAGCUGACGAUUUUGAGCACAAGGUCGUCGAAAAGCUCGGUGACAUUGGCAAUAACACAGCACCCCUCAACGACAUCGAGUAUGUCAUGGACAAGAUUGGGAUACUGAGUGUUGAAGAAUGCAAGGAUAUCAUCCGGGAUCUACUCAAACACCAUGAAUACGACUACAACUUCUCGGACAGCCAGCGCAAGAAACUCGCUGCCCUAAUCGAGGGACCUUCUGACAAUCAGGCAACGGAAGAGUGGGAGUUGGAAUUGAAGACCGAGGCGGCAAUCAACAAGUUCUUUUCCCCAUAUCCGGAGGUCCGCGCUAUCACCACUCCCACAGACGAUGUGAAUAUCCCAUGUGAGACUAUCCGAGCGCAUUUGCUUGGCUACAUGUGGGCGGUUAUCGCGCAGUUCACGAAUUCGUUGUUCAACUCACGGUUUCCCUCGAUUACAUUGGGAUCCUCGGUUGCACAAAUUCUUCUCUAUCCAUGUGGCCUCUUCCUUGCUUGGGCACUACCAGACUGGAGCUUUACAGUUCGCGGCCAACGAGUCUCGUUGAAUCCUGGCCCGUGGACAUACAAGGAGCAAAUGCUUUCCACCAUCAUCAUCGACGUUGGACUGACUUCCGCCUACUGCUUCUGGAAUAUCCAGACUCAAACCGUCUACUACAAAGAUAAAUGGCUGACCCCUGGCUAUGGCAUUCUCCUUCUUCUGUCUACGCAGCUCAUGGGACUAGGCUUCUCUGGACUACUACGCCGCUUCGUGGUCUAUCCAGUGGAAGCCAUAUGGCCCAACAUUCUUCCCACUGUCGCACUGAACAGGGCAUUGCUUGUGCCGGAGAAGACUGAAACUAUCCAUGGCUGGCGGCUAUCGCGAUACAAGUUCUUCUUCCUCUUUUUUGGUGGCAUGUUUAUCUACUUCUGGCUUCCCGACUUUAUUUUUCCUGCUCUCAGCUACUUUGCUUGGAUGACGUGGAUUGCUCCGAACAAUUUCAACCUGAAUACGAUUACAGGGUCAACGAACGGUCUCGGAUUUAAUCCCAUUUCGACUUUUGACUGGAAUGUGCUCUCUGCAUAUUCAUAUCCCCUUGCGUACCCCUUCUUUGCAUUUUUCCAACAGUUUCUAGGGACGCUACUCGCUGGGUUGAUCAUUAUCGCCUUGUACUACACCAAUACCAAUUGGUCGGCAUACCUUCCUAUCAACUCUUCCGGCAUCUUUGACAACACUGGGAACUCAUACAAUAUCACGAGGGUCAUCAGCCCUGAUACUGGGGUUCUCGAUGAGAGUGCGUAUGAGCAAUAUUCGCCGGCAUUCUACAGUGCUGGAAAUCUGGUUGUCUAUGGUGCCUUCUUCGCCUUUUACCCUCUCACAAUGGUAUUCAUCAUCCUCGACGCUUGGCGGCCGCUUCUGAAGGCCUACAAGUCCAUGGCAAACGCGGCCAUUUCAUCGACAAGGAAGCUUCUGAGCUCUAUAUAUGAUGGCUUUGACGACCCCCUGACCAACCUUAUGCGCAGCUAUCCCGAAGUUCCCGAUUGGUGGUUCCUGAUUAUUGCCCUCGUUGCGUUCAUCUUCGCAAUCAUCAUUGUGACACACUGGCCACAGCUCAACACGCCUGUUUGGACAGUUUUCUUCGUGAUCGGUCUCAACUUGGUGUUUCUGAUUCCAAUGUCCUACCUCUAUUCAAUCUCGGGAACGACUGAAGGUUUGAACGUUGUCACAGAACUGAUCAUUGGGUAUGCUUUGCCCGGACAUCCGGAAGCUCUGAUGUUUGUGAAAGCAUUUGGGUACAACAUCAACGGCCAAGCCGACAAUUAUAUCUCCGACCAAAAAAUGGGCUUCUAUGCCAAAGUGCCUCCGCGGGCCAUGUACCGUGGUCAAGUCCUCAGCGCAAUUAUCACGGCAUUUGUAGCAUACGGAGUUGUGCAAUUUGCCGACACUCAGAUUCCGGGAAUCUGCACUCCCGACCAAGUUUCCAGUUUCAAUUGCGAGAACGGCUCGCAGGUAUACUUCUCAGCCUCCGUGGUUUGGGGUGCAAUCGGUCCCAAGAGAAUCUUCAGCCAGAUCUAUCCCGCCAUUAAAUAUACAUUCCUCCUUGGUUUCCUUCUUGCGCUACUGUGGUGGGGCCUGAAGCGCUUUGGAUCGUAUAUUCGGGCUGCGUCUCAAGUUGUAUUACCUGCCUCCAUCCACCGGCCCAUCGAUAUCGUCGUCUUCACACCUAUAUCGUGGCUCAAACACGUCCAUCCUUCCCUUGUCUUUAAUGGCAUGCUUCAGUGGGCACCUCUUAACCUUACAUACUUCACUGGCGGCCUCUACUUCUCUUUUGCCUUUAUGUACUACCUCCGGAGGUACAAGACAUCAUGGUGGGAAAAAUACAACUAUGUCUUGUCCGCAGCACUGACUGGCGGCGUUGCGUUUUCUGGUAUUAUUAUCUUCUUUGCUGUACAGUAUCAUCCCAAGAAUAUUAGCUGGUGGGGUGUGAAUGUCCUUGGAGAGACAAUUGAUGGCGGCGCUGGACAGCAGACCCUUCUUACUGAGUUGCCAGCAAAGGGUUACUUUGGUCCUGACACUUGGCACUAA
Molecule: messenger RNA, 2667 nt
Organism: Trichoderma reesei QM6a
Lineage: Eukaryota; Fungi; Ascomycota; Sordariomycetes; Hypocreales; Hypocreaceae
Exons: 3
Coding region: 1-2667 (888 amino acids)
Biological process (GO): transmembrane transport
Molecular function (GO): oligopeptide transmembrane transporter activity
Source: RefSeq, a predicted model, not a curated record